Molecule: messenger RNA, 908 nt
Organism: Drosophila eugracilis
Lineage: Eukaryota; Metazoa; Arthropoda; Insecta; Diptera; Drosophilidae
Gene: Pym
Product: partner of Y14 and mago
Exons: 1
Coding region: 26-625 (199 amino acids)
Biological process (GO): exon-exon junction complex disassembly
Cellular component (GO): cytoplasm; exon-exon junction complex
Molecular function (GO): RNA binding
Source: RefSeq, a predicted model, not a curated record
CAUUGUUUUUUAUAGAAGUAGCAAGAUGAGCACCUAUCUACAGAGCAGCGAGGGCAAGUUCAUCCCGGCCACAAAACGGCCGGAUGGCACAUGGCGCAAGGCGCGUCGCGUCAAAGAUGGCUAUGUUCCCCAGGAAGAGGUGCCGCUGUACGAGAGCAAGGGCAAACAGUUCGUGGCCCAGCGCCAGGCCGGAGUGCCGCCUGGCAUGUGUCCCCUGGUGGCCGCCGAGUCGAAGAAAGAGCGCGAGAAGCAGGAAAGGACCAGAGCCAAAAAGCAAGAAAAGGAUACCGUUAGGCAGUCAAAGGUGCCAACGCCUGUUGGGCGUGUUAUGCCGCCCAGCACGUGUCCGCCGCUAAAAGUCAAUCAGCAACCCUCUGGCAGCCGGGACAUCAACGCGAUAUCCAAGGCACUUGAGGACAGCCUUAAGCUGGAUGGAACUCAGGAUCAGGAUCCCGCUAAGCAAUUGAAAAAGCUGCGCAAGAAAAUCCGAGAAAUCGAGCAGAUCGAGAGCAGAAUUCAAGCCGGCGAACAGAAAAAACUAGAAAAAGACCAGCUAGACAAGGUGAAAAAGAAGUCGGAGAUACUGCGACAAAUCCAGGCCUUGGAGACAGAGCCGCGUUCGUAGCCCUAAGUUCCAGUUAACCCAUAUACUGCUGUAUCCCCUCACUUUGUGAACAAAUCUCCGACUAGAUGUCGCGCCGCCUCCACACAAAAAAACGUACAUGCCUAUGUCUGUUAAAUAGUUAUAUUAGUUUUAGCCGAAGAUGUCAAAGCCAUUUAGUAAUAUCGAUCUAUUUUAUUAAUGUGUGUCUGUCUUAAAACCUAGUUUAUACGAAUGGAGCAAUGCCGCGUUUAUUUAUAUAUAGGUAACUUUGUAAAUCAGAUUUAAUAAAUUAAACCCAUUUGAA